UGUACAGUUUAUUUGCUCAGUUUAGCACUGCCCAAAAUAUAGCCCAGAAGAGGAUCGGCUAACAGGAGCGCCCACUGCCCCCAAACCAGUGCCUCUCUCGGAGUCACCGGCUCUUCACAGUAGUCGUCGCUGAGCCCCGGUUCGCGGAGAUGACCGAGCUAAGGCACCGUGGAGCCAAAGACUGCGAUCCGACCCUGGAGCAGCAAGCGUCCGAGGACAAGGGCUCAGACAGCGAGCUGAAGGCAGAGAAGGAUGGAGUGUCUGACAGUGAGUCUAAGCCCGAUACGGGGGUCCCAGAGGUGCCCGUGUCCGCCGAUGACACCCCCGAAGUCCUCAACAAGGCCCUGUCCGGUCUCUCAUCAAGGUGGAAGAACUGGUGGGUGAGAGGCAUCCUGACACUGGCCAUGAUCUCCUUCUUCUUCUUCAUCAUAUACCUGGGGCCUAUGGUGCUCAUGAUGAUCGUCCUGUGUGUCCAGAUCAAGUGCUUCCAUGAGAUCAUCACAAUCGGAUACAGUGUGUACCACUCCUACCACCUACCCUGGUUCAGGACACUCAGCUGGUACUUCUUGUUGUGUGUGAACUACUUCUUCUAUGGGGAGACUGUCACUGACUACUUCUUCACACUGGUGCAGAGAGAGGAGCCACUGCGUAUACUCAGCAAAUACCAUCGCUUCAUAUCAUUCGCCCUCUACCUCAGUGGUUUCUGUAUGUUUGUGCUCAGUCUGGUGAAGAAACACUACCGCCUGCAGUUCUACAUGUUCGGUUGGACUCACGUGACUCUGCUGAUUGUGGUCACUCAGUCUCACCUCAUCAUUCACAACUUGUUUGAAGGCAUGAUCUGGUUCAUUGUGCCGAUCUCCAGCGUGAUCUGCAAUGACAUAAUGGCCUAUAUGUUUGGAUUUUUCUUUGGUCGUACGCCUCUCAUCAAGCUUUCUCCUAAAAAAACCUGGGAAGGAUUCAUUGGAGGAUUAUUUUCUACCAUUGUGUUCUGUGCUUUGCUGUCGUAUGUGAUGGCGGGGUACAGGUACUUCGUGUGUCCCGUGGAGUUUAAUAAUGACCUGAACAGUUUCCAGGUGGACUGUGAGCCUUCAGAGCUGUUCCAGUUACAUGACUACGCUCUGCCCUCCGUCCUCGAGUCUGUCACUGGAUGGAGCACAGUGAGGCUCUAUCCAUUCCAGAUCCACAGCAUCGCCCUGUCCUCCUUCGCCUCCAUCGUGGGACCCUUCGGAGGAUUCUUUGCCAGCGGCUUCAAGAGGGCCUUCAAAAUCAAGGACUUUGCCAACACGAUUCCCGGGCACGGAGGAAUCAUGGAUAGGUUCGACUGCCAGUAUCUGAUGGCCACUUUUGUCAAUGUUUACAUCGCCAGCUUCAUCAGGGGCCCCAAUCCGUCCAAAGUCAUCCAACAGCUCAUGGCCCUGCGCACCGACCAACAGCUGUACAUCUUCAACGCUCUCAAGGCCCAUCUGAUCGAGAAGGGCCUGCUCCCGGCUCUGGAGGAGGUCAUCGCUUAAAUCAAACCUCCCCCCACACACUUACCCGACCCUACCUUACCCAUCCCUACCACACGAGGGCGCCAUGAUGACAGCAGGCCACGCUAAAAACACUCUAGCCUCGGGUCGAGCCAUUUUCAUUUGCAUUUUGUUAUGUGAACUCUUCCACCAGUGUUGUUUGUGAAUUUUUACUGUACUGACACAUUUCCAUUCAAAACUUCUUAGAUUAUUUUUAUUAUUUUUAUAUCAGAGGUGGGUAGCAGUUACAUAUACUCAGUUACUUUUACUUGAGUAACGUUUUAAAGAAAUUCUUCUUUUCUAUCAGCAUACUUUUACUCCUACUUGAGUAAUAUUUUCAUCGAAGUACAGUACUCUUUUGGUUACUACAACUGACAAAAGCUUUAAGUUGACGACAAUUUGAACAUUUGUGUAUUGUUUUUCUUUUUUUUCAAAAUUUGUGCAUUAACUUCAAAUUAAAAAUCAGAUGUGAGGUCCAGAUAGUUACUCUUACUCGAGUACUUUCUCCAAAUAUUUUUUUUAUUCUUACUCGAGUUAUUUCUUGGACCACUACUUUGUACAUCUAUCUUAAAUAAUUUGUAGUAAUGUUACUCUCACUCGAGUACUAUUUUUUUGGCUACCCACCUCUGUUUUUUUUUUUUUGACAAACACUGAAUAUAUUACAGACUUUUGUCACCGGGUAUCUACCUAAAAAUGGCGUGUUUAUUUUUAUUUUGAUUGUAUAUUUCUUUUAAAAGCACUGCUCUGCCAACCUGCUGUUACCCAGAUGUGCCGCCAACGUUACCUUUUAAGUUACUAAGAUGUGAUUCUUUAUAUUUAUACAUAGAUGGUUUUAUAUGGGCUACUAUUACGUGUAUCUUAAAUGUCUGCGUGUGAUCUGUGUCUUAUGUGUGUUCCGCGUUACCUUUCAUUCUGUACGUUUUCGCCGCCAUUUCGUUAUUACAGCCAAAUUUGGUCGCGCUUACUUCCUCGCCAAAUACAAAACCUGGUGAAUAUGAUUAUUAUUUUCGGUUAUUGUACAAAGUGUAAUGCUGUCCCUAGUUUAUGUCAAUGUUUUAUUUAUUUUCUCAAAUCCUUAAAGGUGCACCGUGUAGCUUUUCUGCUUGUGUCCAUGGAGAUGUCAUUGCUUUUACAGGAAUGUUCCACAGUAUGGCAUUAUCUAUCUUAGAAAUGCAUUUAUUCACUUACAGGUGUUUGUAUUGUAAAAAAAAAAAACUUAAACAUUUUAUUUCUUACCUUUGCUGGAUUCAGUUGCUUGUCUCCGUAGCGAUUUAUCUGUUUCAGGUUAUACUCUGGAAUGUUCCACAGUAUGGCAUUAUCUAUCUAGGCAAUGCAUAUGUUAAAUUACAGGUGUUUGUAUUGCAAAAAGAUAUUGAAAAACGUAUUUUUUACCUGUAAUUUGACCUGGCUUCGGCCUCUUGCCUUGUCUCCAUGGCGAUAGAUCAGUUUAAUGUCUUAUUAUGGAAUGUCCCACAGUAUGACAUUAUCUGUUUUGCACUGCAUAUAUUCAGUUACAGGUGUUUGUAUUGCUAAAAAAUUAUUUCUUACCUGUAACUUUGCUGCUUUCAGUUGCUUGUCUCCAUAGCGAUUUAUCUUCUAUCUAUUUAAGGUCAUACUCUGGAAUGUUCCACAGUAUGGCAUUAUGUAUCGUGCAAUGCAUGUAUUCAAUUACAGGUGUUUGUAUUGCUAAAAAAAACCCUGAAAAACAUUAUUUAUUACCUGUAAUUUGACCUGGCUUCAGCCUCUUGUCUCCAUGGUGAUAGAUCAGUGUAAUGUCAUACUACGGAAUGUUCCACAGUAUGACAUUAUCUGUUUUGCAUUGCAUAUAUUCAGUGACAGAUAUUUGUAUUGCAAAAAAUACCUUGAAAAACUUAUUUUUUACCUGUAAUUUGACCUGGCUUCAGCCUCUUGCCUUGUCUCCAUGGUGAUAGAUUAGUUUAAUGUCUUACUAUGGAAUGUUCCACAGUAUGACAUUAUGUAUCUUUCAUUCAUUCAUUUACAUGUGUUUGUAUUGCAAAAAAUACAUUCACAAACAUACUUACUUUCUUACAUGUAACAUGACCUGGCUUCAGAUUCUUGUCUCCAUGGCGAUAGAUCAGUUUAAUGUCUUCACUGUGGAACAUUCCAGUCUUGCAUGUAUUCAGUUACAGAUGUUUGUUUGUAUUUGAAUGUAUUUUAAGCAGUAUGUUCUUUCUAACUUGUAACUUGACCUAGUUUCAGAUCCUUGUCUCCAUGGCGAUAGUUUAGUUUAACGUCAUAGUGUGGUCUAUUCUACAGCAGAAAAGUUACUCAGUGCACCUUUACACCUUUUAAUAUACCCUCCAUAUGGAUUUUGUCACUGCCAACCAGAUAGAUGACAAUCAAGGGGUAGUCACUGUAAAAAAAAAAAAAAAAGAAGCUAUACACAUUUUUUAGUUGAGUAUAUUCAAGACCAGUGUUAAUCUUACCAGGUGAAGUAUAGAAGGUAAAACUCGUUGGGUUAACAGUAUUCAGUUCAAGCUGUUGUAAAUUAAUUUCUGGAGUAACCUUAUUUGCUAUUUGUUGUGUUAAAGAUUUAAUAUUAACUGCUAUGACCAAAAGCUUUCUUGUUGCAGUAAUUUAUUUCAAAUUCUAUACAAA
This is a messenger RNA of Boleophthalmus pectinirostris (great blue-spotted mudskipper), 4127 nucleotides long. It is a transcript of the gene cds2, whose product is annotated as CDP-diacylglycerol synthase (phosphatidate cytidylyltransferase) 2. The record is from RefSeq and is a predicted model, not a curated record. Gene Ontology annotation, cellular component: endoplasmic reticulum membrane. Bases 150 to 1511 code for a protein of 453 amino acids. The transcript has 13 exons. Gene Ontology annotation, molecular function: phosphatidate cytidylyltransferase activity. NCBI's taxonomy places the organism in Eukaryota, Metazoa, Chordata, Actinopteri, Gobiiformes, Gobiidae.